CACGAGUUGAGGCGGGGCAGGCAAAAUGGGGACUCCAAAUAUUGUCGGGUGUCCCCGAAUCUCUGUUACUUAAAAGCACAAUUGCACCACUGCGCGAUCCCAAAAUGACUACUCCACGCCGGCCUCCUCCUGCAUACACAGCUCCCACGGACUCGACCGUUCAUGGAACAACGCAGGUCUACAGAAGCAUCUCUGAAACUGCAUCGGACCCCGCCAAACGGGAGCUCGAGAAGUCAUUCACCAUUCGACCAUGCUCAGGUCAGGCUUGGAUAGUGCCCGCUGGGCACAUCUGCCGUCUAACGACGCCGAACGGUCCUCAAGUAGGCGACCUCAACAUCUGGAAUGCCAACAACCCGCGGGAGCGACUAUGGGCAGCGCGCACGCGUCAGAUCCAUGCCUCUCACGUCUCUGUAGGGGACCGACUCUGGUCGAACUUGCCGUACCUGCGCCCCCUCGUGACGAUCACCGGAGAUUCACUCGCUGGCGGGCAGCUACAUGAGGUACUGGAUGUUGACGGGAAGCGGAAAGAGGGCAAGGGUUUCGGCACUUCGCAGUGGGGAGGACGUGUCCACGAUUUGUUGGGGACAAGGUGUGACCCGUACGUCAACCUUUUGAUGGGUGGAGAGUCUUUCGACUUCCAUUGUCACUCGAACCUUACUCGUGCGGUCACGCCGUACGGAUUGACUGAACUGGACGUGCAUGAUGUUCUCAAUGUCUUCCAGGUGACCGGGUUGGAUGAAGAGGGGAGGUACUUCAUGGAGACAUCGCCCGCGAAGCCAGGCGAGUACUUUGAGUUCUUCGCUGAGGUUGAUGUUCUCUGCGCCUUGUCUGCUUGUCCAGGAGGUGACCUCUCGAAUUGGGGCUGGGAUGACAAGGAAGAUAUGGGGGCUACCACCCGUCCCUUGGGGGUGGAAGUCUAUAAGAUCACCGAAGCCAAAGCUUUGGAAGGAUGGAAGGAGCCUCAGAGCCCUAAAUACACCGGAAUGCAUGGCAUGAAAAUGCCCGCAUGCGAAAAUGAUGGAGCUGGCUUUGUUGGCCUGUAAUGGCUCAGGCAGAGGUCAAAUUCGUGUGGUGCGCUGACAGUGAAGUCUCACUAGCAGGAAGCUAGACGUUUAACGACUGAUGUAAAUACG
Aspergillus nidulans FGSC A4 is the source of this 1133-nucleotide messenger RNA. Its product is annotated as urea carboxylase-associated family protein. Bases 105 to 1043 code for a protein of 312 amino acids. The record is from RefSeq and is a predicted model, not a curated record. The transcript has 3 exons. Lineage: Eukaryota; Fungi; Ascomycota; Eurotiomycetes; Eurotiales; Aspergillaceae.